AUGCCUCCUCUUCCCUCCGAAAAUGACGACUCGCUCCCCCGCGUCAUCACCUAUUACCAGACCCAUCACACUCGUGAUGGCAAGCCGAUAUCCAUCCUACCCAUCCUGACCCAGCCAGGUAUUGCCGUCACCCACGUCAUUCUUGCUGCCAUACACAUCAACGACGACCCGUCGGCCAUAACACUCAACGACCACGCCCCCUCCCACCCCCGUUUUCAGACCCUCUGGGCCGAGCUGCGCGUCCUCCAGGCGAGCGGCGUCAAGGUCAUGAGCAUGCUGGGCGGCGCUGCAAGGGGCUCCUACGCCAAACUCGACCGCGACGAGGUCACCUUCGAGACGUACUGGACACCAGUACGAGAUCUCAUCCGCGCGCGCGAGCUCGACGGCAUCGAUCUCGACGUCGAGGAGUACAUGAGCAUAGAGGGCAUGAUGCGCCUCCUCGACCGCAUACGCGCUGAUUUUGGACCCAAAUUCCUCGUCUCCAUGGCGCCUGUCGCUGCUGCUAUGCUCAACCCCGAGAGGAAUCUCAGCGGCUUCGACUACGAGAUGCUCGAGCUCCUCAAGGGCGACCACAUCAACUGGUACAACUGCCAGUUCUACAAUGGGUGGGGCGACGGCAGCAACUCUUUCAUGUACGAGAUGAUGCUUGCCAAGGGCUGGCCGCAGGAGAAGAUUGUCAUGGGGCUGCUGACGAGCCACGAGAACGGCAACGGCUGGGUGCCGUGGGAGUCGCUCGGCGCCGUCCUCCUCCGGCUCCGAGGCCGCUACAAGGCCUUUGGAGGCGUGAUGGGCUGGGAGUACUUUAACGGGUUGCCGGAUAAGGAACGGCCCUGGGAAUGGUGCCGCUGGAUGACGACCAUGGUGCGGCCGGGCCGCGUCGCGAGAGCCACAGCCGGCAUCGCAGCGGUAGCAGAAGAAACGGCAACACCAACAACCACGUUGUCUUCUGCCGCUGAGACGAGCAUCGUAGCCGCAAAGGUGCAAAAGCAGUUGGUGGACGAAGCCGACCCUGACUCGCCGUCUAGCAAGGACGCACCGCUGCCUGCUUCGUUUGAAUACUUUUCGGACUACGAAAGCGAUGGCUGA
Molecule: messenger RNA, 1086 nt
Organism: Verticillium nonalfalfae
Lineage: Eukaryota; Fungi; Ascomycota; Sordariomycetes; Glomerellales; Plectosphaerellaceae
Exons: 1
Coding region: 1-1086 (361 amino acids)
Biological process (GO): carbohydrate metabolic process
Cellular component (GO): extracellular region
Molecular function (GO): chitinase activity
Source: RefSeq, a predicted model, not a curated record